CAGUUGAAGUAAAAAGGAAAUUAUUAUAAAAGUUCAAGAACCCUCUCUAGAGCUAGUUUUCUUGUGAAUGUAUAGAUUUCCUACUAUCCCUGUCCUCCUGAACGCAGCAAAGCAAACCGCAUGAUUUUGUGGCACUUUGAACUUUACAAACAAACAUGCUGACAGCGGCUGAUCGUUUCUGCUGGCGGCAGAGGAGUCCUGCUGUGAUGACUCCGAGCAGACAAAGUAAGAAGUAACCGUUAUUAGUCCGCUGUUUGACAGCAGCGCCGCUUUGCGUCACAUUUAUCAUCGUAACCGCAGACGAAAUGUCCCUCCGCUACUACAACAAAGUGGCUGUUGUCACAGGAGGAUCCAAAGGGAUUGGCAGAGGGAUUGUCAGAGUGUUUGUGGAAAACGGAGCCAAAGUGGCGUUUUGUGGAAGAGAAAGUGCAGCAGGUGAAGCUUUAGAGGCGGAGCUUAACAAGACCGGACCAGGCUCGUGCAAGUUUGUCAGAAGUGACAUCUCCAAGGAAGAAGACAUAAAGAGGCUGAUUGCAGUCACAGUGGAGCAGUUUGGUCACAUCGACUGCCUGGUCAACAACGCAGGCUGGCACCCUCCUCAUAAACCCACUGACGACACCACAGCAGAGGAGUUCAGAGACUUGUUGAAUCUGAACCUCGUCAGCUACUUUUUGGCGUCUAAA
Molecule: messenger RNA, 683 nt
Organism: Haplochromis burtoni (Burton's mouthbrooder)
Lineage: Eukaryota; Metazoa; Chordata; Actinopteri; Cichliformes; Cichlidae
Gene: hsd17b14
Product: hydroxysteroid (17-beta) dehydrogenase 14
Biological process (GO): steroid catabolic process
Cellular component (GO): cytosol
Molecular function (GO): estradiol 17-beta-dehydrogenase [NAD(P)+] activity
Source: RefSeq, a predicted model, not a curated record